UUUGACCCCUGAUGGGCGACGGCAGCGGGCGCUCCACGGACUCGAUUGACCUGACGUCGGCGACACCCCUCGAUUAGAGCCGACGCAGCAUGUCGGAGCAGUCCAUCCGCCGACCUGGGCGUCUUCGUGUCAUCUCGAUGCUUUCGAACGGAGUGCUGGAUCCCCACGUCACCCAUUCGUUCCCGGCGUUUAUCGCGCCCGACGCAAAGUCCGCCGAAGCGUUCCUGGAGACACAGCCCAUGGGAUCUUACUUGCUUGUGCACAACAUGUUGCAAGUGUCGUCGUGGUGGCGGCCGUCGGACUUUUCACUGUCCAUCAUGGUGAAGUAUAGAACGCGCGUACAAGUCGCCCACCUCCCGAUCCGAUUCAAAACGUCUAGGUGGAUUUCGCCCAUUCGGCGGUCUGCGUACAUCGAGUGGAGCGAAAACGCCACCCAAGUGCACAAGGCGUACGUGGACCCGACCAUCUACCCGACCCUGCGUGCGUUCUGGGCCGAGUACAUGCUAUUCGUCGGCGAGAAGAUUAGCGAGAUUUGCCAGGACCCGCAAUUGAACGAGCACUGGACCCCGACGACGUCCAUUCCCGCGGCCGUCCGUGUGUUGGGGUAUCCGGUCGCAGACGGCAUUCACGUCGACAUCAUGCAGGAACGUCCCAUUACGAUCCAAUUCAACUUUCAACGGUGCAGCAUCGACGUCCACUUGAACCGACGAAAAAUCUCGCUCGACGGCAGCGUGUGGCGCAUCAAAUACCCGUGGAACAUUCCGUUCGCAGCAAUCAAAGACGUGGCGCUCGGCAACGCGUCGUCGAAACUCCAGUCCAAGUCGUUUGACUUGAUGGCAAUGCCUCGCGGAUCGAAGCUCAAGUACAUUCCAUCGUGCCGCGAGACCGAAGACGAACAUGUCGAGGAAGAACUGCUUCAAGCGCUCCUUGAUCGAACGCAGUUGCAUCAGAACGCCGCCAAGGAGAGCUCUCUCACGGACGUGCUUCAGAUUCUACUGCGCCUUCAACCCGACCAGUCGACGACUCCCAAGCUGUUAGAGUUGCGCUUGGACAUCCUGGGAUUCCUCGUCCAACUGCAGUCCGUUAAUUUGCACGCAGCCAGAGGAUGUUCACGGUCGACGGCGGACCGAGCGGCCGAGUACAUUGUGCAUCUGGCCCGCCAGUACGACGUAGGGUCGAUCGGGUCGGAAAAGAUCGCCCAAGUCAUUUGUCGAGCCAUCCAAGUCAACCCAGACGUCGCGUACUUGUUGACCUUGGUCAGCGCUCUCACAGCCAUUCCGUCCUUCCAAGCAGCAUUUGCGAAGAACCACGGCCCGGCGGAGUUGUGGAGUCGGUGGACCAUCCAGAUCGACGAAGCGCGCCGUGAACUUCCAACGAGUCCGUGUCUGCUGUUCAAUUCAAGUCCGCCCAACGACACGUCCCAGGGUGCUGACCUGCCGGCGAAAUUUCGUGCACCAUCCAUCCUUGCGUCAAAGCAUCGCGCUGCCUACGAGGGGGGAGUGAAGUUUGCUCUCCAUGGAAUAUCGUUCGUCCGUGACGAGUUUGCUCGCCGCUUCCCACACUCCCCCCAGCCUCACAGUGAAUUGUGCGAUGCUGGCGAAGAUGGUCCAGUUUCCACCAAGCUUUUCCUGUUUCGGCUGUCGACAUCAAUCGUCCAACCGCCACCGACGGUGCCUUGCAGCGCAUGCAUGUCGUCGAAGAUACAACUCGCGUUGCAGUUCUUGCGCGCUAUCGAUAAGACCGGUGACGCCAUGGCGGGCAAAGCCGAUUCCACCUGCAUGCACCUGCUCGCGUCCGAGCUCGUGUUCUGGCAGCGCCAGGUCGUCGACUCUUGCUGGCGACGACUCUUUCUUUCUCAGUGGCUUCGCAAGUUUGAAAGUUGGGUACGACUCGAUGAAACGCACACGGUUGUGGACGCGUCGUGGCUUGCGGCAGUCGCCCGUCGCGUCUCCACCGUUGCGACAGGCGGACAUGUCCACAUGCGAAUUUUCUGCCAGCUCCUCGCAAGUCUCCCAGGGCUAUUGGACGAAAAACACACGUCCAGUGAUGAAAGCAAUGCGGCGGUCGCCGUCUUGGUGGAAAUCGUGGCUGGGAUUGCUGCCACGUGGAAGGCCCCAAUCCCACCAACGUAUGUGCAUGCUGUGCUCGAGUUUUGGAGACUUCUGCUGCUGUCCACGGGAUGGCACGCGACAAAGCUCGCGGUGCUCCAUCUCUUUGUCCACUACACGCCAUUGCAUUCCAUCGCAAGCAUGGCACGGCAAGCAUUUUAUGCUCAAGGAGACUGGAGCGGCACGCUCCACGCAGAUUAUUUGAGCUGGCUGUCGGUGAGCCUCCGCUUCCUGGGAUCCCAUGGCACGAAUGUGGAAGGAAAGAUGCUGUACCCGCGGGUGGUCGAUGUUGUCUGGUCCACUCUGCUGGGCAAGUUGGCAUGCCCAGUUCCAGAAGGGGGGUUCGAAGACAUGCAUGCCACGACAGUGCAGCGAUUUCUUCCUCUGCUGCCAUCGCCGGACGACCUCCUGGACGACAUCAAGCGCGGCAACGGCGGCGCCGUGCGAUGGAAAGAGUACUUGAGCUGCCUCCAAUUCAUGCCGGCACCGUCGCUCCCUCCAUCCACACUGACGUGGCAGUUUGCUCACUUUGUGGCGAUGUACUUUCAAGAUCGUGACACGGUGGCGCAGCGCGACCAAUGGGACAACAUCUCCGCGUUGUCCACAUGGAUGGAACGUGCGCUCGUCGACGAGUUUGUGUUAUGUCAGCUCUUUUCAUUUCUCAACACGAUGGCCAGCGCGGUGCCGCAGCUUCCGGUGGUGCACGACCCUUCACAUGCCAUUCGUCACGUUGGAGCUAUGGACAAGCCUUCGAUUGUUCCGCUCUUGCAACUCGACAAAGUGUCGCCCCUGCAGCAUGUGCAAACGCAAGACGUCGUCGUCGACCCCAUGGACGACCUGACGUUUUGGUGUUCGGCUGACAUGUAUGUGGAGUUUGUCCUCUAUUUAUUCAACAUGGUGGUCGCAACCACGGACGAUCGGUCGCUUCAUCCAACGUACUGUGGUCGAUUUGGUGGAUCCAUCAAAGGCUUUGACGCCCUAUUCUGGCUGCAGCUGCGGCUGGACGCUCCGAAAUGCCAGCACGUGGUUCCACAGUUGGCCCUUCGCGUGACAGACUCGAAUCGACGUCGUCUCGAAUCCAAGCUCCGGUUGCUCAAGCUGGCCGCGUCGACCUUGUCAGCCCGAGCCAUAUUUUUUCGAGGCUUCGAUUCCCCGCGGCACGGCGCGUUCGGGACGAUCUACCGGUGCACUUCAGACUUGCCGCUCUUUCGCGUACACUCAAAAACCAUGCGUGAGAGCAUCGCCCUCAAAGUCCUUGCGACGCAAAAGUUCCCGCACGAACGGUCGAUUCUAUACUGUGUCUACAACGAGGUUGCCAUUAUGGAACACCUUCGCGGGAACGGGGCGGCGAUCCAGCUGUAUGACUACGGGCAGUCGAAGGAGGGGUACUAUAUCGCGAUGGAGUUCGCCGACUUGAGCCUCAAGGAGUGGCGGGAUGCCAACGCGUCCACGGUAGAUGUUGACACGUUGCUGGCCGUGUUCUCCAAGGUGUGUGGCGCGCUAUCCAGAAUUCACCUGGCCUCGGUUGCCCACUUGGACAUCAAGUGCGAGAACGUCCUCGUCCGCAACUCUUCUUUGAACGCUUUGUUUGAUGUUUGCAUCGGAGACUUUGGCGAGUCGUUCCUCGUCCCGUCGUCGGCCACGUUCUUUGACUGUCACUACGCCCGGGGCACCGAAGCGAUUCAAAGCCCGGAAAUGUUGAAUUUCCAGCGCACGAUUACGAUGGCUGCGGACGUGUGGUCAGUGGGAUGUUUACUCUUUGAGCUCGUGACAGGGUCCAUGCUCUUUGCUUCAGAGGAAUGGCCUACCUUGUUCGCGCACUUGACCAAGUCCCAAGCGCCGGUGCUCAUGGAGAAGCACCGGUCGAUGCUCCACGCAUCUAUAGCCGCCAUGAACCCGAACAGAGACGACGCGUCGACGAAAAGGCAAGUCGAAGAAGUGGCCGAGCUGCUGGAGUACAUUCUAGUUCGCGAUCCGCAGCACCGCCCAUCUCUCGACUCAAUUCAACAAAGGCUACACGAUUUCAAGCUGACGGGUUCGACACUGCGCGGUCCUCCAACGCCACCCAAGUCGCAGCUCACUUCCUUCGACGCCAUGGCUCGCCAAGUGCGUUUACUCGAUGCCCACCUCCCUCCCCCAAUGGGCAAGACUCUCCUCUCGCCGCGAUUGUACAUUGGUUGGCAAUCCGAGUGGGAUGGCGAACAUGGGGUCGUCGUCACUCAUACGCCCGUCAGCCGUACAUGCAAAAGCUCCUCCGCAAUUCCCCAUCGCACCAUCAUCGUCACACCUCGCCACUCCCUGCCAUUCGAGGACCAAGAAGAAGCAUAUGCCCACGACCUCCUUCAUCAAGCGCAGGCCAUUUGCGCCAUGCUCUGGGAGCUCUACGUCGCAGAUCGAGUGGUGCUCGUCGAUGUGCCAUCCAAACCAGUCAUGCGGGCCCUCAUGCCAGUGCUGUUUGUCUACCACGUGCUGUUCUUCGGCGCGUCAUGCUUUGAGCUGGUCAAGCAGCUUUGGAAACCGCAUGAAUCGAUUCUCGUCCCUUCCUCGAAGCUGCUCACGACUAUCUUGUGCUGGGAAGAGAAGCGAUGUGUGGAGCAUCGUUCGUGCAACCACUCGUCCAUCUACCAGUGUAUUUGCGGCUCCCAUGCGUAUCAAGUGUCCGAGUCUCUGUCAGACGAGUGCUGUGUCCCGUCCCUCCCAUGUGCGCUGUGCUUACUGUGUCUGCCGCAUUUGAAGAACCUGGAUGUGAUUGCCCCGUUCGCCUCGUUGAAAUGGAUGGACAGCAGUGGUCGAGAGCGCCGGGUGAAUUUAACGCAAUGGGGGCAUUGGGACGCGACGGAGACCCCUUCGGACGAAGUGGCGACCUCGGACGAGCUGUGGCAAGUGUUUCGAUGCACAAUGUGCAAGAUGAUCACUCGCGCAGUUCGAAAAGACGGCGUGUCGAAACGUUUGGCGCUGAUCCGAACCGGACGCGAGUGGAGUGAUUCUCAGCGGCGACUGUUUUCCAACUAGCAAGAGCAAGAAACGAAUAAUUUAUGGAGUGCAAAAGCAUUACAAAAACCAGACAGCUAGAUGUGAAGGUCGCCCGAGGGAGGCAGCCCCGAGACACUGUUUCGUCGCACUGGAGCACUGGAUGACGUCGGUGAUGUCCCGCGAGAGGUCGCGGGACUGGGAGCAGUCGACAUCGAGCCGACGCGCGCGUUGUUCCGAUUCGGAUCAUUCUUGGCCAUGAUGGUUUGAAUUUGGGUAAUGUACUCUUGACAGGGACUAGGUAAUUCGUUCUUCGUGUGGUUCUUCGCGAGGAAGAGGCACUCGGACUUACUGCGGGUGCGUCGGACGCGGCGCACCUCGUCUCCGGUGUCUGCAAAGUCGGAAUCGACCGGGACAAUCGCUGGCCCAACCGGAGUCCGAGCAAUCUCACCAUAUGGAACGGGCGGGGCGCCAGACGGAGAAGCAUCGAUCGACGGGCGUUCAAACGCUGGAUGAGACAUCAUGGCAUUCGGCAUGAGCGUGCUGCUGUCUUCUGAGCGCGACGGGCGCCGCGCCAAGAAGCGGAAGGAGUCCAUCAGCAGCA
Messenger RNA from Aphanomyces invadans, 5682 nucleotides. Its product is annotated as serine/threonine protein kinase. Gene Ontology annotation, biological process: protein phosphorylation; mitotic DNA damage checkpoint signaling. The record is from RefSeq and is a predicted model, not a curated record. Gene Ontology annotation, cellular component: cytoplasm; nucleus. The transcript is spliced from 12 exons. The coding region runs from base 90 to 5120 and encodes 1676 amino acids. Gene Ontology annotation, molecular function: ATP binding; protein serine/threonine kinase activity. Lineage: Eukaryota; Oomycota; Saprolegniomycetes; Saprolegniales; Verrucalvaceae.